UUCUUAGCGACGACGAUAGAAUCAACCGUCGUCCUCCGAUUCAAGCAAUCUCCGAUCUCUAUAGAAAGGGCAAUCUACUAACCGUGGCUCCGGAUAUCUUACGACGGUUGUUUCCGUCUCGGACCCGAAGAACUGCCCCAAUUUUCCCUUUGACCCGGCUGGAGAUGAACCUUUUCCGGUUCUGCUCCGGUCUGAAAGUCCUCGGUUAUUUCAUGAUCCUUCUCGUCGCUGGCGUCGUCGCCGUAUCUUAUUACUCCGUGAUAGUUAGCACAUGGUGGCCGAUCUUAAUCGAAAGCGGCCAUGGAGCUCUCUCAGCCCUCGCCUGUUUAAUCGUCUUUGUUUUCCAUUUCCUGUUGAUGAUGCUGUUGUGGAGCUACUUCACAGUAGUAUUUACGGACCCAGGUUCUGUUCCUGAGCAUUUCAGAAGAGAACUUGAGGGUGACAAUUUGGAGGCGGGUACUUCGACAGAUCGGGGAGCUUUUAGUUCUUUAGGUUACUGUCCCAAAUGCCGGAAUGUUAAGCCGCCUCGUUGCCAUCAUUGUUCUGUUUGUCAAAGAUGUGUUCUCAAGAUGGAUCAUCACUGUGUUUGGAUUGUCAAUUGUGUUGGAGCCCGCAAUUACAAGUUUUUCCUUCUUUUUCUGUUUUAUACGUUUCUUGAGACAAUGUUGGACGUUGUAGUCUUGCUUCCUAGUUUCAUCAAAUUCUUCAGCCAAGCUAUGAAACAUUCUUCCUCCCCGGGUAAACUGGCCUCCCUCGUUCUGGCAUUCGUUCUUAACUUAGCAUUCGUUCUCAGCCUUCUCUGUUUCGUAGUCAUGCAUCUCUCUCUUCUCUCGACAAACACUACUUCAGUCGAGGUUCAUGAGAAAAAUGGAGAAGUCAGGUGGAAAUAUGACUUGGGAAAAAGGAAAAACUUCGAGCAGGUUUUUGGGAAGAAGAAGGCGUUUUGGCUCCUCCCAUUGUACUCUAAAGAUGAUCUCGAUAACAUAACUUCACUUCAAGGCCUUGAAUUCCCGACUCGUUCUGACAUUGACCCUUGAUUGAAACAAAAAUCAAUCAAACAUGGUCGCAACUUUGUAUAAAACUCUCUUCUCAAAAUGUAUUUCUGGUAGUACAUUACAUUGUUGUAAUAGUGAAAAUUUGAUUUGUGAUUAAAUUCUUUUCAAUGUGUGAUCUCCACCAAAACUCUGUUAAUUUCACUUUCCGGGAUUUUUCAUCAAGGAUAAGCAAG
Messenger RNA from Eutrema salsugineum, 1228 nucleotides. Its product is annotated as probable protein S-acyltransferase 12. Lineage: Eukaryota; Viridiplantae; Streptophyta; Magnoliopsida; Brassicales; Brassicaceae. The coding region runs from base 165 to 1037 and encodes 290 amino acids. Gene Ontology annotation, molecular function: palmitoyltransferase activity. The transcript is spliced from 7 exons. The record is from RefSeq and is a predicted model, not a curated record.